Molecule: messenger RNA, 3426 nt
Organism: Amaranthus tricolor (Joseph's coat)
Lineage: Eukaryota; Viridiplantae; Streptophyta; Magnoliopsida; Caryophyllales; Amaranthaceae
Product: nitrate regulatory gene2 protein-like
Exons: 5
Coding region: 598-2874 (758 amino acids)
Source: RefSeq, a predicted model, not a curated record
CAACUUUUGACCGUUUGCUUUCCUAUUUUCACAUCACAACCUAUUUCUUCCGCUCUCUACUCUCUCUCUAACCCUCUGUUUAAGUACAGUCCCGAGUUACCAUUGAAGGUUUAUACCAAAAAAGCUGUAAUUUGUGGUUUUCCCUUUUACCCAUGUUGACGGGUUUUGAUUCUUAGUAUUAACGGGGAGGAUUAAAAUCCUUCGACCCCCCUGAAUCCAACGAUCCUCUAAUCUAUCCGCGAAUUCAAAAAACACUUUCGUGUUCUAACCUUUUGACAAAUGGAAUAUGAGAAUGAGAAUAUCCAGCCCUAUAUCAAAUUUUACAGUUUUGCAAAUGGCUUGAGAAGAAAGAAAAGCACCACCUUUAAAAAUCUAUGUUUAGUUUGAUAUGAUAUCUUUUUUAAAGUUAUUAUUGGGUUUUUUGAGGUGUGAGUUUGGAAUUGCUUCUUGGGUGUAGUUCUUUUUCUUGUUCCCAAUAUGAUCAUGUUCUAACCUUAUGAAUUUGGCUAAAGGCUUUGAAAGAAUUGCAUCAUUCUAGUACAUAAUUGGAAUCCAAGAUCAGAAGUUUCUUUAAUAAUUUAGUAAGAAAGAAGAGGAAUGGGAUGUAAUACAUCCAAGUUAGAUGAUGCAGAGGCUGUUCGAAUCUGUAAAGAGCGAAAAAAGUUCAUCAAACAAGCUCUUGAACACAGAACAAAGUUUGCCUUAGGUCAUAUUGCUUAUCUUCAAUCUUUAAAACGAGUAUCUGCGGCCCUUCAUGAAUACAUCGAAGGUGAUGAGCCUCGUGAGUUCUUGUCUGAUUCAUUUAUUACCCCUCCAUUUACGCCUGUGACGAAAUUGAAGCCAAAGUUCAUCACUGUUUCUCCGAAGUGUAUCUCAUCAUCCGCUAUCCAAUCAAAGGAAAACUUCAAUGUGAAGAUCAACUACUAUAGACCAAGUGGGACUGAAUCAUUUUCCGUUGAGGAGAGACCUCAAUCUGCUGAUACUUAUCGUGUCCAAUCCUAUUCGCCAACGCACCAAUAUGGAUUCGAUGGUUUCUUCGAAAUGCAGUCCCCACGAACCAACUCUCCUUAUGGCUCAAAUUCAUACUAUUCCCAGUAUAAUGUACCUCCGCUUUCACCUCCAAAUCCUUCUCGAUGGGAUUUCUUUUGGAACCCCUUUUCAUCAUUAUAUUACUAUGGAUAUCCUGCGAGAAGUAGCCCUGAUCAAUUGAUAAUUGAUGAUGAUAUAGUGAGUUUAAGGCAGGUUCGAGAAGAAGAAGGGAUCCCUGACUUAGAAGAAGAAACUGAAAGUGAAGAAGUCGAUGAAAGUAGGCAUGUCGUAAAAGAGGAUGUAACUGUUGAAGAUAUAGAUGAGGAUGAAGAGGAAGAUGAUGAUGAAACGGAAACUGAAGAUGAAAAUGAACAUGAAGUGAACGGUUUACAGGAACGUGCUAAUGACAAUCUAGCAUCGGCACAGGCUCCCAAUUCUGGGAAAAUUGAAGUGAAUCGUCAUGAGACGAUGGUUAGUGAACAACAAAAGAAGGAAGAAAAAACACCUGGAUUCACUGCUUAUGUAAACAGAAGGCCCACAAGCAUGAAUGAAGUUAUAAAAGAUCUCGAAUCGCAGUUUAUGAUUGUGUGUGGUGCUGCAAGUGAAGUUUCUGCUAUGUUAGAAGCUAAUCAAUCUGAUUGCCUACCAGCAUCAAGUGAAUUAACAGGGGUUAAAACACUGAACCCAGCAGCGCUGUUUCGAUCAGGUUCAUCAUGCUCCUCGUCAUCAAGAUUUUUGGUGAACUCUUCAGUUGGUUCAAGAGAUGAAGGAUCUGAAAGUAGCAGUCAUUUAUCAGAUGAAUCAUGCAUGUUUUCUGGCAGCCAUCAUUCUACAUUAGACAGAUUGUAUGCUUGGGAGAAAAGAUUGUAUGAGGAAGUCAGGUCUGGAGAACGCGUUCGGUUGGCGUAUGAGAAGAAGUCUACAAAAUUGAAGAAUCAAGCAUCAAAAGGAGAUGAACCAUCAAAGCUUGAAAAGACGAGGGCAGCUCUUCGAGCUUUGCAUACCCAAAUAAAGGUUUCGAUACACUUGAUUGAAGCUAUUUCGAAGAGGAUCGAGACUUUAAGGGACGAAGAAUUGCUCCCUCAGCUUUUAGAAUUGGUUCAAGGGUUAUCAAGAAUGUGGAAAGUGAUGGCCGAGUGUCACCAAACGCAAAAGCAUACAUUAGACGAAGCAAAGCUUCUAUUAGCCAGCACCCCUUCAAAGCUCAACCGAUCAAAUAGAUACCAUCCUACACUUUCUUCGACUGAACUUGCUCGCUCAGCCCAAGUUCUACAGGCUGAGCUAAGAAACUGGAGAUCUUGUUUUUCUUCUUGGAUCGCUUCUCAGCGAUCCUACGUACUUGCAUUAUCUAGCUGGCUCCUAAGUUGUAUGAGACGUGAAGCCAGCACGUCAGAACUACCUUUCUCUCCUCGUCGAUCUCCUGGGGUCCAUCCCAUGUUUGGCAUUUGCAUACAGUGGACUAGACUUCUGGAUGCAGUUUCUGAGACCAAGGUCCUUGAUGGGAUGGAUUUUUUCGCUGCAGGAAUGGGAUCGAUCUAUGCCCAAAGCCAAACCCAAAGCCAAGCCCAAGUUCAGGUUCAAUCCCAAGCCCAAAAUAUUGGCGGGGCUCAGCAAUUUGAGGAUUCCGGUGGAAACAUGGAUAUGGUAGAGAUCGGGAAGGUUGAAGAAUCGAUGACACUUGAGAAAAUAUCGGAAGUUGCAGUGAGAGUUUUGUGUGCAGGAAUGUCGGUUGCUACAAGUUCAUUAGCAGAAUUCGCUGGUAGUUCAGCCGAGGGAUACGCUGAACUGGUAAAGCAGUGGGGAAAUGUGAAGUGGCCAUCUAAUGCCAAUGCUAAAGGCAUGUAGACUCGAUUUUUUUCGUUGAUUUAUUCAUUUCUUCAUUCUUAUAGCUUAGUCAUGUAAAGAUCGAAGCCGGGCUUCUGCUAGUAGUAGAUAAGUAGUUAGAAUCUGACUUGGUUCCCCAAAGAACACUCUUCGAUUAGUGUUUGAAUGUGGGAAAGUUUUGAUACGGAAAAAGUUGAUUGCAGAAACCAUUUUCUCCGAGGCCAAUGGAACUUGAGGCCAAUAACAGAAUAUGGAUGGCUAUCAAUACUAAAUACUAGUAUGCUAACGCUAAAUCUUUGUGUCAUUUAUUGCAACCACGACAAUUGUUUUCCCACCUAAAUUAUUAGAAUAGGAUAAUUAAAAAUAUUAGCGGAAUUUCGAAGUUAAACUAAGUAAAAUCAAUCAAAAUAUUUAGAUAUCAAUAUAAUACUUUUGUUUCUUUUUUUUAAAGUUGUUUUCAUAAGGAGUGCUUAUGAAAAUUAAGAAAAAUAGAUUCUUUAAGAAGAUAAAUGUAUUGUUUCAUUGAGCAAUAAAUUUGAUAGAGGAAAAGUGAAGAGCAAAAAGUAUUAAAUA